Messenger RNA from Hevea brasiliensis (rubber tree), 558 nucleotides. Its product is annotated as dormancy-associated protein 2-like. The transcript has 2 exons. NCBI's taxonomy places the organism in Eukaryota, Viridiplantae, Streptophyta, Magnoliopsida, Malpighiales, Euphorbiaceae. The record is from RefSeq and is a predicted model, not a curated record. Bases 76 to 558 code for a protein of 160 amino acids.
UUCCACUUGCUCAUCCACCACUACUCAACCAAACGUCUCCUUCUUAACUUGUCUUUGUCUGUGUUGCUAAGGAAAAUGGCCUGCUCUAAGACCUUCCUCCUUCUUGUCGGACUUGCCUUUGCUGCUCUUCUUCUUAUCUCCUCUGAGGUCUCUGCUCGUGAAUUUGCAGAGGCAGUUCAAACCAAGGAGAGCACAAACGUAGAUAUAAACGGCUUCCCAGCAGGGAAAGGGCAUGGCCAUGGGCACGGUUGCGGACAUGGACAUGGACAUGGCCAUGGAAGUGGGCACGGACACUGGAAGGGGCACGGCCACGGACACCGCGGGAAGCAUGGGCAUGGUGGUGGUAAGACAAAAGAGUACUGGAAGCUGAAGCUGGAAAUUAGAAGAAAAAUAACUCUUUCCCUAUGGCUUAUUACUGUUACCAUGUGUCACUUAUAUAAGAAGUAUGCGAAUAAGGCCAUGCAGACGUUUGCGUGCCCUCCAUUACAUGUCCCCCUCUCUGUUAGAGCUGCCCUCUUCUUUUUUUUUUUUUAUAAUUUUGUUCUUAUACUGAUAUGA